UGUAUACAUUAAAAGGAAAAAAAAAGUAUUGUAAAUGUACUCUAUGUAAAAAAAAAAAAAUUUAAUUUCGGAAUUUAAUUUAGGUUAUAAAUGAAACUAACAAUCUCUUCGCUAUUGGUUUCAAUAAUGCCCGUUAAAAUUAAAUUAAUAAUAACAUCAGUAUUAAAAUAGGCAGAGGAAAAGUUAUCUGAAACAGCUUUUAUAUUAUUUUUUAAUUUAAAAAAGCCAACUAUCAUGUGUGGUAUUUUAUUUGAGAUUCGAAAUUCCGGUCGUACAAUAAUGGAGGAUGAACAGAUUCUGCAACGAAUAAAAAACAGAGGGCCUGAUUGUAUCAAUUCAACUGAACUUGUUAUAAAUGAUGUAACAAGCUUAUACUUUUGUGGUUCAGUGUUAUGGAUGCAGGGGCUUAAUCCUACAGAACAACCUGUUAUUAAGGAGCAAGGCAUUCUUCUGUUCAAUGGGGACAUUUUCGACAGAACUUGGGAUACUAAAAUUAGUGACACAGAAUUCAUUAUGGAGAAAUUAAGUAAAAGUCAGACUGCAGAACAAAUUAUAUCAGAAAUAAAGAUGUUCAAAGGUCCAUUUAGCUUAAUAUAUUAUGAUAAAGUUUCUCAUCACUUGUUUUUCUCAAGAGAUAGAAUUGGAAGGAACUCUUUGCUUUUCCACAGGUCUGGCAGUUCUUUUGUUAUCAGUAAUGUAUUAGGCAGAAAGUACCCAUGCAUUGAAGUACCAGCUACAUAUAUUUAUGAACUAAGCAUAAAUGAAAACCGAAUAAAUUUAUACACUUGGGACAAAGAUACAAACAUUUGCAAAACAUACUCUGUAGAAGAAUGGACACAAAAUGUUCAAAAACAACAACUUUUGUCAGAUGAUGAAUUUGUUAUUAAUUUUGAUACAUUGGACCUAAAUGAUGAGGAUAAUGUUAUUGAACAAAUAGAAAAUGUUUCUAAGAAACACAAUGAUAAACUAACAAUUAUGAAAAAUCUUUUGGAAAAUACUGUCAUACUGAAUACUGUUACAAAAAUAGCAGAGUUAUUAGAAAAAAGUGUUAAAGUUCGAUUGGAGAUUCAACCAAAGAAAUGCAAAGACUGUAUAAAAAAGGAAACCACUUUAUGCUGUCAUUGUACUACAGGAAUACUGUUCUCUGGUGGUUUGGAUUGUACAAUUCUAGCAAUUCUUGCAAAUAAAUAUGUGCCCAAAAAUCAGCCCAUAGAUCUUAUCAAUGUUGCAUUCACAACUAAGACUAAUUCUUCUUAUGAGGUUCCAGAUAGAAUCACAGGCCGUCAAUCAUUUGAAGAGCUAAAAAACAUAUGUAAAUUGAGGCAGUGGGUCUUUCAUGAAGUAAAUAUACCUAGAGAAAAACUAGAGUAUUACCAGGCCUUGACUAUUGGUGACUUGGUCUACCCAAGACGUACAAUAUUGGAUGAAAGUCUGGGUACAGCUUUAUGGUUUGCUGCAGGCGGUGGAUUAGAGAAGAACAAUGAUGUGUCAACUUGUAGGAUUUUAUUACUUGGUUCCGGGGCUGAUGAACUAUUUGGUGGCUACACAAGACAUAGAAAUGCUUUCAAACGGAGGGGUUGGUUAGGUUUGUCUAAGGAACUCAUAUUAGACUGGAAACGAAUAUCAUUUAGAAAUCUUGCCAGAGAUAACAGAGUUAUUUGUGAUCAUGGUAGACAGCCAAGGAUGCCAUACUUAGAUGAGGAUCUUGUUGAUUAUGUUUUAAAACUGAAACCAUGGCUGAAAUGCUUUCCAAGUGCUAGUUUAGAAUGUGGAAUUGGCGAUAAACUGAUUCUGAGACUUACAGCUCUUCAUAUUGGGCUGACUGAGGUUGUAACUCUUCCAAAAAGGGCUCUGCAAUUUGGAUCGAGAAUAGCUAACAGUAAGCAAAAAGGCAGCGACGUAUCUAGCACUUUUAUUGAUAUAUGAGUCAUGAGCAAAAAUUUUUAAGUCUUCGUAUAAAAAAUAAAACUACUAAAUACAG
Pararge aegeria (speckled wood butterfly) is the source of this 1981-nucleotide messenger RNA. Its product is annotated as asparagine synthetase domain-containing protein CG17486. The transcript has 8 exons. NCBI's taxonomy places the organism in Eukaryota, Metazoa, Arthropoda, Insecta, Lepidoptera, Nymphalidae. Bases 235 to 1926 code for a protein of 563 amino acids. The record is from RefSeq and is a predicted model, not a curated record. Gene Ontology annotation, molecular function: asparagine synthase (glutamine-hydrolyzing) activity.